AUGCAGAGGAGCGCCGUCAGGUUUGCUUCGGUCAACGCCGCGCAGCUCGCCGGCCGCCGGGUCGUAACCGGACCGUCUGCGCGGGUCCUUCUCUUGGGGGCGAGGGAAGCCGUGGAGCUGAGGCGGGGCUACCACCAGAGCCACCUCCGCAUCGACUUGGGCGUGGAGGAAGAGGAGAUCGAGGAGUGGAACUGCAAGAAGGCGCCCGAUUCGGCCUCGUUCGUCAACGCGGACAAGAUGCCGGUGCGCUCCAUCGAGGAGAUGCAACACGAGACUCUGGCCAUCCUCACCUCUACGGCCGGCGCCUCGACUCACCGAGAGGAUCACGGCCCCCGGCUCUAG
Molecule: messenger RNA, 342 nt
Organism: Acanthamoeba castellanii str. Neff
Lineage: Eukaryota; Discosea; Longamoebia; Acanthamoebidae
Exons: 2
Coding region: 1-342 (113 amino acids)
Source: RefSeq, a predicted model, not a curated record